Messenger RNA from Betta splendens (Siamese fighting fish), 4684 nucleotides. RefSeq names its product meiosis inhibitor protein 1. NCBI's taxonomy places the organism in Eukaryota, Metazoa, Chordata, Actinopteri, Anabantiformes, Osphronemidae. The coding region runs from base 1 to 4128 and encodes 1375 amino acids. The record is from RefSeq and is a predicted model, not a curated record. Gene Ontology annotation, biological process: meiosis I. The transcript has 31 exons.
AUGACGAGCGCAGACAUUAUUUAUGACAAGAUUCACUUCAGGCAUGACCCGAGGUGGAGCGGCCGCCUGGGCCCCGCAGGAGGCGGCGGGCUGCAGCUCUGCGUGGCCUGCGUCAUGGAGAUGAUGGAGAGCAACGACGUUGCGGUACAGGAUGUGAAAGACCGAUCAGUGAGGAAGUCCUUCGCCUUGUCUGGGAUCAGCGCGGUGCUGAGGAGUUCACCAGGUGCCCUGAGGGAGCUGCUGCGGCAGGACCACGGGGCCUCCGUGCGCUUCAUAGGGUCCCUGCUAGGGAUGUUUCACACUGUGGAGGAGGCGACUGUGCUGGAAAAGGUUGACCAAGUGCUGGUUCAGCUGCUGUUGGAGCUCCAGACUGAAGCGCCGCUCUGCUUUGUUUUGGAUGAGAUUCACAGAGAGUUGAGUGGCCAACUGGGCCUGAAGAGGUUCCAGUCCUUCUUCACCUUCCUGGGGAACCUGGUGGAAGCAGUCCCCAACGUGGCGCACAGCCUGGUGACUCAGUACGUGCCGUUGCUGGAGCAUUUAUGCUCAGCAUUGCUUUACCCAGAUGAAAUGCUGAAGGCUUCAGUCCUGUACGCAUGGAUCCAGCUGUUUGGAGCAGCCGGGGGCUCGGCAGCCCAGUCAUUGCCAGCUGCCAUCAGGGACCGAGUCUGUAUCCUGUUGCUGCAGAUUUUGGCUGACGCCAGCUCUCCACAGCUCAUAAAUAACUGCACUGGUUUGCUGUGGCUGUUGGUGCAGCAGGGAGAAGCCGUGUCAGUUUUAAUGAACAGCCCCGGCAAUCAGGUCAUGUGCGAUGAGAACCAGAGUGGCCACAGCACCAGCAGCCAGAACCUCAGCCAAAACCAAGAUCAACAAGCCUCUGACCACCCUUUGCCUCUCAUUCUGAAACAGUUGCUGCUGAGUGGUGACGACACCUUGCGAGUGACCAGUGCUAAGUGUAUUGCAUCCAUCUUGGUUCAUUCUCCCAGUCAGUACAGCACCCCCUUCAUCAAGGCUGAUGUACCUGAGUUUCUCUUCGACCGUUUGGCCAGUGGUAAUAACGAGGCGCUGCUGUGGUCUGUCUACACGUGUUUGGUGUUACUGACCGAAGACCCUCUGUUCUUCACUCAGUGCCACUCUGCCUAUGGCAUGGAGUCCCUGGUGCGCAGUCUGAAGGAGGCUCUGAGGCUCACCAACCUGGCAGUGCAGAAACAAGGUCUGCUGCUUCUCACUGAGAUACUGGAAAGGCAGCCCCCCUGUGUGCGACUGUUCCCCAGCCGUCCAGGGUUUGUGGCUGUUUCAGAAGCUGUGAAGGCUGGUGUGUUGUCCUCCUGUCUGCCCGUAGCCACACAAGCUGCCAGCGCUGCUGCUGCCCUUUUCAGACAGCACCACCAGUCUAGACCAGUCCAGCACCGGGAGGUGGAGGGACUGGUGGAGGCCAUCACCACCAGAUUCUCUGAGCUGCCUCUGCUCUCUCCUGCUGUUAAGCAAAGCUUAAGCAAAGGCAGUCUGCAGAGAUCAGACAGUAACCAGGCUUCCAAGUCAAAGAGGUUUCUUCUUCAGGCCAUGGUCUGUUUUCAAAAUGCUUGCAGGCUGGCGGAGGACUGUGCAUCAGAUCCUGUUCUAAGGGAGAACACGUUCACAGCUCCAUCUACACUCAUCCAAGCUCAGGACUCACUGGGGUCUCUGUGUCAGUGUCUGCUGCGGUGCUGCGACUCCGUCUGGAUACCCAACAUCCUCACGGUGUGCGAGCACACACCCAGCGCUCAGAUCCUGCAGUUCUUCUACUCCAUCCUGGCCUCACAGUUCACCCUCCUGCCGCCUUUGAUGCCUGCCUUUGCAAAGAAAUUAGCAUCUUCUGGUUUCUACCGACUGGCUCUGGAACACAAAGGCCUCCUCUGUGCUGGGAACAGGAACCCACAUCUGAAUGCUUCGUGCUGUGGUUUUCUACAGAAACUCAGUGUGUGUCUGCUUUCCCAGUCUUGCCCCGCGUCUGACUCCUACCAGCACGAUGUAGAAGAAGUGGACAACCUCCUGCUCCACAACCUCCCCUCGCUGUGUUGUCGCAUGUCAGAGUUGCCCUCUCUGCUGUGUGAGGUCCCAGGGCUGCAGCUGUGUGAAUACAAAGGGCCCAGGUCCAUUCAGUUCUGUCUGGUGAUAAUGCUACACCUUGCGCUGCAGCAAGGAGAUAGGCUUCUUCCAGAACAGACGCUGUUCUCCAGUGUGUUGUGGCUCCUGCAUUCGGUGCAGGAGGAGGGCAGCUGUGCCAUGCCUUGCUCUGUGCUCCGCUCUGCCCUCUACCUGCUGGCAGUGACUCAGGACAAGAGCCCCAGUCUGGACGGGGCGUCUUUGAACUGCAUCAUCAAGGCGCUGUCCUCCUACCAGAACCUCUCCUGCCUCUACCUUCACCAUCCUGCGUUCCUGCACUUCAUCUGUCGCUACCCGGAGCUCACACAGCGGUUUGGGCCUCUGGUGUUGGAGCUUUGGUUGACCAAGCGCACACAGCACAUAGACGCACAGCAGACUGUGGUAGGGCAGCUGCUCUUAGCCGCUCAGAAGCAGCGACUGGAUCUACAUGCAAAUGUUUGUGUUACCUUCCAGCAAUCAGACAAAUUAGAUUCAAAUAUUCAGGAAAAGAGUGAGAAGACUGAGAGUGGGAAGCUAGAAAUGGAAACCAUGGAGCUUCUGACUCUGACAGAGAAACAUCAAGCUGUCGUACUGAUCCUCCUGGACAUGGUGUGCGCCAAGGAGGCCCCCCUCGCACAGAGAGCUCUGGGUGUGAUGGAAGUGCUUCUAAGUGGCCAAAGAGAUUACGAGCCAGACUUGUGUGCCAGAGUAAGGCCAGCUCUGCUCCAGGCAUUACAGAAGCUCAGCGUGGAGAACGCCGGCUACGGGCACGGACAGGGACACGGCGAGCAGGCGGUGAACUCACUUACUCUGGUGCUGAAGCUGCUUUGUGUGAUUCAGGCCAGUGAUCCUUCCUCCAACGGAAGGAUGGAUGGCGUAAACUUCAAGCUAUUCUACCAUGUGAGUAUCGUAGCAGGACGUCUGAACCCGAGCAGCACCGACUGCCUGCUUCCUGCUCUGAGCUACUUGUACUGCAGCCUGAGUCUGUCAUCGGUGCACUGCUCUGACAGAGCUGUCUCCAUGUUGCUUUCCAAUAGUGGACUGAUGGAGCAGCUGCAGACAGUCCUCUCCUCCUCCUCCUCCUCCUCCUCUGCUCGGUCCCCCUCUCCAUCAGCCUGUCCUCCUUCAGCCCUGCUGUGCUGCAGCCAUCUACUGCUGUCCUCCCUCAUUACCUUGCAGCGUGUUCACUCCACUCAGGCCUGUAAGAGCGUCAGCCUGAGUCUGGAUACGACUAUUCUGCGACUCCUCGUUCAGAAACGGAACACAGACGAUCUGUUGCUGGUCAGCUACCUGCGGUUGCUGCAGGUCUUACUUGACGCUGACUUUGCAUCCACCGUGGUCUGUGUGAGCACUGGGCCCGGCUUGGUUGGGUCCAGACCCCUGGAGGUGGAAGAUGGAGCUUUGUUCCCACUUGGCUGUCGAGGGGCCCAGUGCCUCUCAGUGGUUCUCAGUGGGCUUCUGUUACAGAAGCAUGAGCUGUUGCUGAGAGCCUCAGUCAAUUGUCUACGCUCCCUCUUGGCCUUCCUUCAGCGGAAGAGUCCCAGUACAGAGAAGCACGUGGUGCGUCAGCCGUGGACUCGAUUCCUCGUGUGCUGCCUUCUGAGCUCAGGAGAGAGCUGCCUUCUGCACCCAGUCUUUUUGAGACUCGUCACACUCCUCCUGCAGCACGGCAGCACCGCGGUGUUGUGCGAGCCCGACUUGGUUCAGGUGAUGGAGGCAGCGGAGCGGAGGGGGGUGAAGCAGCUCAGCCAGGAGGCGGCGCAGGCCCUCAGGCUGCUCCUCACAGAGAUCCAGAGCGGUGUCCUGCAGCCGCCACCCACAGACGAGCACCAGCAGCGAGUGAGACACAUCAUGGAGUCCCUGGAGCCGCAGACGCCGAUGGAGAGCUGCAGCGUCAGUCCACCCGGCAACGUUCUGUAUCCUUUAGCAGAAGUGAUACGCCUGCAUGCUCACCUCUACACGGACUGUUGUGCUGUGUUUUAUGCAGGCACAUACUUUACACUCUGACCUACAUCUGAGCUGCAGCAAACCCUCGACAAAAACCACAAGCGUGCAUCUGUCUUAAGUGCUCAAGCACACACGCCUCUCAGCACCCAUGACACAUGUCAAGCGUGAACAGCACCUUUAUUGAUUCUCUACUACAGUUCAUUUAAUGUCUGUGUUGUGCUUUUCACUUCAACUCUGAGAGUGUGUUGUACAACACAAAUGGUUGCAGCAGUUCAGUCAGUGCUUAAAGGCCAGGGUUCAGUUAUUACGCCUUAGAACAGCCAACGGGAGGAUGACAAAACAGCCUGAAGAUAAUGUGGCUCAACCUCCCAGAGUCAGUGAGCAGGAAUGACAAUCACACAAUCUACAUGUUCAGGUUUAACAUAUCCUCUCUCUUAUUUACACACAACUAGUUUCUCAACUUAAUUUUUGCUCCUUCACUGAGUCUUCAGUCGUGUUGGGGAUGUUUCCAUCUGUGUGUCAGACUUUACACUCAAACAGUCAUUUUCCAACUAACACUUACAAAAUGUUUGUGUCCUCCUUUUGCCAAUAUUUGUUAGUUCACCUGUUGUUACGU